This is a messenger RNA of Microsporum canis CBS 113480, 2271 nucleotides long. RefSeq names its product vacuolar protein sorting-associated protein 9. The record is from RefSeq and is a predicted model, not a curated record. The transcript is spliced from 5 exons. Bases 1 to 2271 code for a protein of 756 amino acids. Gene Ontology annotation, cellular component: cytosol; endocytic vesicle. Gene Ontology annotation, molecular function: small GTPase binding; guanyl-nucleotide exchange factor activity. Gene Ontology annotation, biological process: vesicle-mediated transport. NCBI's taxonomy places the organism in Eukaryota, Fungi, Ascomycota, Eurotiomycetes, Onygenales, Arthrodermataceae.
AUGUCUCCUCCGGAAAUCCAGGUCUCCCCGUCAGACGUCGUUGGGGAGACGUCUACGAAACUAGGGGAAAGCGAGGACCCCCAAAAUGGCACAGUUUCUAAGGAACCGGGCAGUGAAGCCAUAUCGAAGGAUGAUGAUGCUGUAGAGAACAAUGGCACCGGAGACAAGAUGGGCUUCUCUCAGAGCGUUGAAGAUGCGGCGGAAGCUUUAGAUAGAGGCGAACCAUCCUUAUCGGCAAAGGUGCAGGACGAACAAUCUUCGGAACAGCCACCCCAACAGCUCACCCUUCAGUCCAAACGUGGAAAUCCUAGCCAAUUACUACAAGUGGAAACACAAAGGGACCAGCCACCUCUGCCUCCCAAGAAAGAUGAGCCGUAUCUCGAUCCGACCCCUAAAACUCCGCAGGCUCCACGAUCACCUACCGAAAAGGACCUACCUGAAAUUCCCUCAGAUGAGCUACUCGACAGUACUAACAAGCCAAAGACCGAAAGUGAGGAGAGGACAAGUGAGGACUCCCAGUCAGAGAUACAGACGAUCAUGGGCCAGUUUGCAGAUGAGACUAGCAGCCUCCGCCAGGAAGACAUCAUGUCUCCAAGACUUGAACUGGCCGAUCAAUUUCGGACCGGCCAGGGACAUUUCCCUCCGCGAAAGUCAAGCUUGGAGCAACCUGCAAGACAGGAUGAUGAGUCCUCGGAUAUCCAAACAAUUUCUGCUCUUACCGGUGCAGGCAGCAAUCGUCAGUCUAUGUCUCCACCUGCUGUACCACCAAAGUCUCCAUCCAUGACCAGCUCAGGGAAACAGGCGGCCAUCGAAAAGCCUGAUAGUCACCACACACCUUCGACUCCAACUUCAGCAGUUCCUCCACCCCCAGAACCGGAAGCAGAGCAACCGUUUGACUUCCAUCGCUUUCUAGAACAGCUGCGACACCGAACAGCUGACCCGGUUGCAAAGUUCUUACGAUCAUUCUUGAAUGAAUUUGGUAAACGCCAGUGGAUGGUUCAUGAGCAAGUUAAGAUAAUAAGCGACUUCUUAGCCUUUAUAACCAACAAGAUGGCCCAGUGUGAGGUAUGGAAGGGGGUAUCUGAUGUUGAGUUUGAUAACGCCAAAGAGGGUAUGGAAAAAUUGGUCAUGAACAGACUUUAUACCCAAACCUUUUCACCGACUAUUCCUCCGCCUGCCCCUUCGCGGAGUAGAAGCAGAGGAAGAAGGAAGGAGAUGGAAAGGAUGCAUAAUCCUGGCAGACGUGGGCAACAUCAGGAAGACGUUGAGCGGGAUGAGAUUUUGGCUCAGAAGGUUCGGAUAUACAGCUGGGUUCGGGAGGAGCAUCUUGACAUUCCACCCGUUGGCCCUAACGGACGUCGGUUCCUACUCUUGGCCCAACAAGGUACUGGAUAUACAAUAAAGGGAUACCGGGCGCCACGAGAUAAAGUUAUAUGCAUUCUGAACUGCUGCAAAGUCAUAUUUGGAUUGUUACGCCAUGCAAAGAACAGCGAUACUUCGGCAGAUUCGUUCAUACCUCUUUUGAUAUAUGUUGUUCUAAGGGCGAACCCAGAGCAUCUAGUCUCCAAUGUGCAGUAUAUUCUUCGAUUUCGUAACCAGGAUAAGUUAAGCGGAGAGGCCGGAUACUACUUGUCUUCUCUGUCUGGUGCUAUACAGUUUAUAGAAUCCCUAGAUAGGACAUCAUUGACUGUUAGCGACGAGGAAUUUGAACGAAACGUAGAGGAAGCCGUAUCCGCCAUAGCGGAGCGGAAUCCAGAGCCUGAUGAACCACCGUCCGUGCCGGAAAAACCAUCUGCUAGCAAUCCAAGAGAAGCCACAUCAAGACCCUCACUCGAAACAAGCUCCAAUUCGCGGCAUAAAGACGUCUCACCUCCUUACUCGCCGGUGUCAGAAGAUAACACUCCUGUCGCGGGAUUACUGCGAACCAUCCAAAAACCCCUGACUACCAUCGGCCGAAUAUUCUCUGACGAUACAGGCUAUCCUCGAGAACGAUCACCCUAUAAUACGCAGCAGAACUCUGCGGCAUCUGAGAAUGCACCGUACCCGUCCCAGCGCCAGGAUACCGACUCCUGGAGAAACCAGGAGCAGUCGAGAGGCCGUGACGGGAUGUCGCCACACCCUGCUGCCCGUUUUGAAGCCCAGGAGGCAGCUGCCCGUCAAGCAAGCGCCGAGUCAGCGGAAGCUCGCCGCAUCCAACGAGCUGAGCACAACGAUGUUGUCGAGGUCGGUCUUGCGGUUGACGCCUGUCUUGCGCUCAGCGCCGAAUCUUGA